Penicillium atrosanguineum is the source of this 351-nucleotide messenger RNA. RefSeq lists its product as uncharacterized. The coding region runs from base 1 to 351 and encodes 116 amino acids. The record is from RefSeq and is a predicted model, not a curated record. The transcript has 2 exons. Lineage: Eukaryota; Fungi; Ascomycota; Eurotiomycetes; Eurotiales; Aspergillaceae.
AUGCAUCUCAAGCUCAUUGCCCUCACUGCUUCUCUUGUCGCCAGUCUUAGUCUGGCUGCGCCUGUCGAAUAUUCAGUUCAGGUUGCAGACGCGGAUUCAACCGUUGGACAGGCUUUCUACGACAAAUACAAGGAGGCACACAAGCGUGGGGAGGCCGAGGAGGAUUCAGCUGUGGGCCAGGCUUUCUACGGAAAAUAUACGGAGCAGCGCAAGCGUGAGGAUGCAAAGGAGGAUUCAGCUGUAGGCCAGGCGUUCUACGGAAAAUACAAGGAGGAGCGCAAGCGUGAGGAUGCAGAGGAGGAUUCAGCUGUGGGUCAGGCUUUCUACGGAAAAUACACUGAGACCCCCUAG